This is a messenger RNA of Exophiala oligosperma, 618 nucleotides long. RefSeq lists its product as uncharacterized. The coding region runs from base 1 to 618 and encodes 205 amino acids. The record is from RefSeq and is a predicted model, not a curated record. The transcript has a single exon. Lineage: Eukaryota; Fungi; Ascomycota; Eurotiomycetes; Chaetothyriales; Herpotrichiellaceae.
AUGGACGACCCAACUCCUGGGCAGUGGAUAGAAACCCAAGACGACAUUAUAUUCAAGCUUUUGGACCAACUCCCGAACCAACUUCCGUUGACCAUCACUUCCCUUCCAUCUUCGAAGCUGCCGGUGAUUGAGAUUUGUGAUAAGCAAUGGCUUGCACACUUUCAAUCACAGACGAAUGCUGUUUAUUAUCCUCGACAGCUUGGAAUGCUUGGAAUGCCCGUGAUAUCUCUUGAGGAGGCGGUCCUCGUGCUGUACCGUCUUAGUGGCAUGGAUAGUACACGCAUUCCGAAGGAGUACGUCGACGCAUUGGCCGAGUUAAAGAAAAGGCUCUUAUACUUUGCCAUUGACCGGCGUAACAAGGGUGAGAUGAGAGAAUACUUUGCUAUGUUGCCACUGGUUUCCAUCGGAGCAUUGAUUGGUUUGCGCCUCAACAACAACCAUUAUACUGGUGUCCUCCGCGGAUGGGUUUCGACACAUAAACGUAGGUGGCUUUGUAUCCUUGGUGGGGAUCACGAAAUAGAGAUCGCCUUUAACUGCGAAGAACUAGAGGAGUCGCACAUUGUGCUAAGUGGAGACAUGAGACGACUACACCGAAAACUUUUGAAGAUAAAGAAAUAG